Dujonia railenensis is the source of this 1461-nucleotide messenger RNA. NCBI's taxonomy places the organism in Eukaryota, Fungi, Ascomycota, Pichiomycetes, Serinales, Debaryomycetaceae. The record is from the annotation of a GenBank genome assembly.
AUGCCUCUCUCAAUCAUACCCAUUUUCGAUGAUACUUCAUUAGAUAAUUACGAAGACAUCGACAAUAAUAGUACUCUUAUACAUAAUAAUUCGACUCCAGUAAUGCAGCAAUAUCAUAAUUCAUCACCAAGCAUGUCGUUGGACGGCUGCUACAUUAAUGGCAAUAUUAGGUUUGUCAAGAAGAUUGGUGCAGGAACUUUCGGAUUAAUAUAUCUAGUGGAAGACACUUUAACACAGACAUUAUACGCCGCUAAGUUGAUAUUGAAAAAGCCUCCUAGGAAUAGCAAUGGGACUAAGUCUCAGGAUAUUGCCGUCAACAAAAAGUUCAUCCAAGAGCAACUUUACAUGUACUUCCACAAUAAGGAAGACGCAUCACCUAAAAAUAUAGUUGCAGAUGAAUUACCACUUGAGUUUUUGAAAACCCAAUGUGGUGAUUGUACAUUUUUAAAAGAAAUUUCGUCCCACUUGCAAGUGCAUGAGCAUCCAAACGUCACAACAAUUCACAAGGUUCUCAAUUUAAGUAAAAUGGCGGUAGUGAUAUUGAUGGACUACUGUCACCAAGGUGAUUUAUUCCACAAUAUCAUAGAUAAUCAAAUAUUUGUAAGUACAUCAGAUGUUGAUAGAAUCGAUAAACAGUUGCUUAUGAAAAAUGUGAUAUUGCAGCUUAUAGAUGUUAUCAAGUACUGUCAACAGAAAAGCAUAUUCCAUUGUGACUUAAAACCUGAGAAUAUUAUGGUCAACUAUAAUCCACACUAUAAGCGCACAAAUCAUUCCAAAUCGCAUAUUGUUGACUACAAUGAAAUACAAAUAAUGUUAAUCGAUUUCGGAUUAGCCAUGGACAACCCAUUGAUCUGUUGCAAUGUUUGCCGUGGGUCCUCAUUUUAUAUGGCACCAGAGAGAAUUACAAAUUACACUGGGUCCAAUCUUAUCAAAACAUUGGUCGACUUGAGUAAGUACCAAUCAGUAGAAAUGUGCGAUUCCAAGCACUGCAAUAGUAACAAGUAUUUCCCCACAAUUGCAGGAGAUAUAUGGUCUCUUGCAGUAUUGUUUAUAAACAUAACAUGUUCGAGAAAUCCAUGGCCAAUUGCAUCAAUAGACUCUAUAAACGAUAGACAAGUAUUCCAUAACUAUAUACUUGGUAACAAUCCUUCGGUUUUAAGAGAUAUACUCCCAAUUUCAAGGCAGUUUAAUGAUUUGCUCAACAAAAUUUUCGUUAUGGAUCCAAGUAGUAGAUUAUCACUAGACGAAAUAGAAAAAGAAAUAAAGAACACAGAUUUCUUCAACGAUGAACUAUUGGAUGAUGAUGAAGAUAAUGAUGAAGUGAGAGAUGAAGUCAUAGCUUACAAUAAUGUUGGCCCAUCUCCUGCAGACUCGCUUUUCUCGCCAAAGAACUGUUCAUCGCAUUCGUCCUUCUCCUCAUCUACACAAAGAAUCGGCAGCUUCCAAGGUAAAGCAACUUAA